UUUAAUGUUAUUUUCAGCGAUUGCUAAUUUCCAUUUAAAAAAUAGCUAUUUACAGCUUUUUUAAAAAUAUGUUAUAUCAAUCCAAUUGUCUGUUUACCCAGGAAUCCUUGGAUUUUUAAUUUUCUGGGUACAGAAGUGGAUGGGAGGGGAAAUGAUAAAAGAACAAAUUAUAAAAGUUUGCAACAUAACUUUUAAACUCAGUGUAUAGAAGUAAACAUAUUUAAGAAAAAUGUUUUCUAAUGAAACUUUAAUAAUUCUACUGUCAUACAAAUAUAACUACAGAAAGUGAAAAUUUUUUUUAAAAAAUAUUUUUAACCAGAAAGUGCAUUCUCUUAGGUAUAAUCCUAAAGUGCAAUGGGACAGUGCCUUGCAGUCUUAGCUCACUGUGUAUAAGCUGAGGCAAGGCUCUUUGUACCACUUCAGAUUUAAAAGUUUUUCAAAUGUAGAUGUGUGGGAAGCCCUAUUGAACUUAAGCAAAGCACUCAGGCAGACAAUACUCUUUCAGUCACUGAUAUACUUUAAAAUACCCAGUCGUGCCUCAGUUCUGAAAAUUAUUGCCAAUGAGGAGCCAGGGCAAUUUUUGGCUGCUUUUCUGCUCUGCCCAUCUGUCACCUGCCUGGUUUUCCCUUGCCCGGGAAGGAAGCAGCUGUUUCCUUGCCAACAGGUCUUUCCUUUCCACCUCCCACCAAACUAGGGCACCAUCAGUGAGACAAAGGUACAGUGUGACUCGGGUUUCUGACAGUGAGCAACAAAAAGGUCUGUGAGUUGUUUAAGCUCUGUGGUUAGAGCUAUAGCUGGAGUUGAUUGCUUUGGGGAUGUUGGUUAACUAAGGACUGAUGAUUUGCAAGAGAAACAGUGGAGAGUCACAUAGGAACCUGGGAAAGAAAAGAGUUUCAGAAAUGAUGAAUAGGCCACCCAUCACUACCAACUACAGAUGACUUACCAUUCUGUUUACAAAGAUGUCGUCAGCUGCUGAAAAUGAAGACGCAGCACCUGGAAAACAAAGCGAAGAAAAAACCUAUAAAAAGACUGCAUCAUCUGCUAUUAAAGGUGCUAUUCAGCUGGGAAUAGGAUACACAGUGGGGAAUCUCACUUCCAAGCCAGAACGAGAUGUUCUUAUGCAAGACUUUUAUGUGGUGGAAAGUGUGUUCCUACCCAGCGAAGGGAGCAAUCUGACCCCAGCACAUCACUACCCAGACUUCAGAUUUAAGACAUAUGCUCCACUAGCAUUCCGAUACUUCAGAGAACUUUUUGGUAUCAAGCCUGAUGAUUACUUGUAUUCCAUCUGCAGUGAACCUCUAAUAGAGCUCUCCAACCCUGGAGCCAGUGGGUCCUUGUUUUUUGUGACCAGUGAUGAUGAAUUUAUCAUCAAAACCGUUCAGCAUAAAGAAGCGGAGUUCCUCCAGAAGCUACUGCCAGGCUAUUACAUGAAUUUAAACCAGAAUCCCAGGACUCUUUUGCCAAAAUUUUAUGGCCUGUACUGCAUGCAGUCAGGGGGCAUCAACAUCAGGAUUGUGGUGAUGAACAACGUCCUGCCGCGCUCCAUGCGAAUGCACUUCACUUAUGACUUGAAAGGCUCCACCUAUAAACGAAGAGCAUCCCGAAAGGAGAGGGAGAAAUCCAACCCCACGUUUAAGGAUUUAGAUUUCCUCCAAGACAUGCACGAAGGGUUGUAUUUUGAUACAGAAACAUACAACGCGCUCAUGAAAACACUCCAGAGAGACUGCCGGGUGCUAGAAAGCUUCAAGAUCAUGGACUACAGCCUUUUGCUAGGAAUCCACAUCUUAGACCAUUCCCUUAAGGACAAAGAAGAGGAGUCCUCACAAAACGUGCCUGAUGCAAAGCGUCCUGGGAUGCAGAAAGUCCUCUACUCAACAGCCAUGGAAUCCAUCCAGGGUCCGGGAAAAUCUGGAGAUGGAAUCAUUGCAGAGAAUGCAGACACAAUGGGAGGCAUUCCAGCUAAAAGCCAUAAGGGAGAAAAAUUGCUUUUAUUUAUGGGCAUUAUUGACAUUCUACAAUCAUAUAGGUUAAUGAAGAAGUUAGAACAUUCCUGGAAAGCUCUUGUAUAUGAUGGGGACACUGUUUCAGUUCAUAGACCAAGUUUUUAUGCAGACAGAUUUCUAAAGUUUAUGAAUUCCAGAGUUUUCAAGAAAAUUCAAGCUUUGAAAGCCUCACCUUCUAAGAAAUGGUGCAAUUCCAUCGCUGCCUUAAAGGCAACUUCCCAGGAGAUUGUGUCCUCAGUUAGCCAGGAGUGGAAGGAUGAGAAGCAUGACUUGCUGACUGAAGGACAAAGUUUUAGCAGCCUCGAUGAAGAAGCUCUGGGAUCUCGACACAGGCCAGACCUGGUCCCUAGCACUCCAUCACUGUUUGAAGCCGCUUCCUUGGCAACCACUAUUUCGUCUUCUUCCUUAUAUGUCAGUGAACAUUGCCCACAAGACAGGACUACGCUUUAUUCAAACAGUAAAGGGUUACCUUCGAGUUCAACCUUCACCUUGGAGGAGGGGACCAUCUACCUGACUGCUGAGCCAAACGCCAUGGAAGUGCAGGACGACAGUGCCUCUGUGCUUGAUGUCUAUUUAGUAAAGAAACUGAGGCUCAGGAUGGCCAGUUCUCAACACCAGUACGUGGCAGUCAGAACUCAGUCCGGCUCCACACGCUCCUCUGUGCAGACUCGAAGCACCUAUCAUUGCUACUGACCACGGAUGCCGUCUCACCUCCACCUCAGGGACUCCUACUCCGUGUGAAGGAGAGAGAUAGAUCCAAAAAGGAAGAGGAAUAU
This is a messenger RNA of Chinchilla lanigera (long-tailed chinchilla), 2779 nucleotides long. It is a transcript of the gene Pip5k1b, whose product is annotated as phosphatidylinositol-4-phosphate 5-kinase, type I, beta. The coding region runs from base 960 to 2696 and encodes 578 amino acids. Gene Ontology annotation, molecular function: phosphatidylinositol kinase activity. The record is from RefSeq and is a predicted model, not a curated record. The transcript has 15 exons. Lineage: Eukaryota; Metazoa; Chordata; Mammalia; Rodentia; Chinchillidae. Gene Ontology annotation, biological process: phosphatidylinositol metabolic process.